GAUCACUAAUUAUUGCAUGCCAGGAGCAACCCUUAGUCACAUAAUGAAUAAAGUUUUAGCUAGUAAAUUUUGCCCUAAUAACACAUUAAUAAUUCUUGUUGGGAGAAGAGGCAAUGUUAACAAAAAUCAAUUAUUAAAAUAUAUUGAUAAUCUAAAUACUUUAAAUGUACAUAAAAUUAUCUUGUUUACAUUGCCUUACAUAGAGGGUUGGCCGCAAGAAAAUAAAAUAAGAUAUGAUUUAAAUUUAUUAAUGAAUAACUUUUCAUGUAAUAAUAAUUUAAACUUGACAUUUAAUUGUUAUAAUUAUAAUAAUAAAUUUAAUUUAAUAGACAUAAAUAAUUUAAUUAAGAAAUUUUUGACUAGAGAUAGGUAUUACCUAUCUAAAUAUAUUUUAAGACAGAUAGCAAAUGUGCUAUCUUAUUGUUUAUAUAUUAACUCAGCCAAGGACUUGGCUAUAUAGACAUCUGCUCCUUUUGAGCAGUAUAAUGACUUAAUAUGUAAUUUGGAAUCAGUUCCAAGUAAUUUAAAUUAGAAAAUGAGAUAAUAGAGGUAAUCUCUAGCAGUUGUAAUAAUUUAAAUAAUUUAGAAUGUAGCUUACAAAUCUUUAAUUGUAUGACUCCACAGAGUAAUAAUGAAAAUUGUUUACACCUGGUGCAUCAAAAUAUACAAGGCAUGAUAGGCAAAGAGCUAGAAAUUGAGUUGUUCUUAAAUAGCAACAAUAUUCAUAUUUUAUGUAUUACUGAACAUUGGUUAAAAGCUUAUAACUUAAUGUUUAACUUCAGUAAUCACCAGGUGGUCAGUUCUUUCAAUAGAGAAACGGUUUUAAGAGGUGGCUCCUUAAUAUUAGCUAGUAAAUUAUUGUUAUGUAAAGAACGUAAAGAUAUUGUGAGCCUCUCUGUUGAGCGAACUGUAGAAAUGGCAUGUGUUGAGUUUGAGCACCUCAUUGUUGUGAGCGUCUACAGACCCCCAUGUUCUAUAUACGAUACUUUUGAAAAAAUCAUGGAGGAAGUUUUUGCUAAGCUUAAUAAACAGAAUAAAUCUGUUGUAAUAUGUGGAGACUUUAAUAUCAAUCUCCUAGAAGAUCAUUGUUUAAAUCAUAUGGUCUUUUUAAUUUAUUUUUAGAGCCAACGCGUAUUGCUCAAUCUAGUGCAACAUGUAUAGAUAACAUUUUUACAAAUGUGAAGCCGUUGCAUAAAUUUAUAAUUGAAAAAUUAAGUUCUGAUCACUGUGGACAGGUAGUUUCGUUACCUUAUGUUCACAAAAAGCAAGUAGAUGAGAAAGUUGUGUUUGUUCCAGUAAAUGCACGUCGCUUGGAGAAAUUUAGAAGUAACAUAGUGAAAAAACUUCCAUCACUUUCAUACCAAAAUGAUCCAAAUUUUUUGUAUGGAACAUUAUUUAAGCUUAUUUGCAAUGAAUUUAAUAAUACUUUUACUUCUAAAACAUUCUCCUUGAACAGUCGGAAGUCAUUCAAUGAAUGGGCGACAGUAGGAGUCCAUAAGAGCAGGCAUAGGUUAUAUGAUCUUUACCAUGAAAGGUCAUACAAUCAUAGCGUCGAAUUUAGGGAAUAUGUAAAAAAUUAUUCAAAAAUAUUUAAAAGAGUGUGCUCCAUAGCCAAGUCUUUGCAUUUGAGCAACAAAAUUAAGACGGCUUCUAAUAAAAUUAAAAUGACAUGGAGUAUAAUUAAUAGCGAAACUGGUAAGAUCAACUCUCGCAAUUCAAAUUACCAGUUAAGUGUUAACAACAAAUUAACUGUAUCAGAUCAGGACGUAGCAAUGACUUUUGAGUAAUAUUUUAGUGAUAUUCCGAUCUUGACCACUAAGUCACUGAAUUCUUCUCCUGCCGUCGCCGAAUCAUUACUUAAACAAAAUGUAAAUGCGUGUACAAAGAAUUUUACAUUUCAUAAAGUGUCAUCAAAAGAUAUUGUAAAAUAUUUUAAAACUAUUGAUGUUAAGAAAACUGCGGAUCUGUGGGGGAUUUCCGUUAAAGUUAUUGCGUCUAUAAUAGAUAAAAUCGCGCCUCAUUUAGCUAUUAUUUUUAAUACUAGUAUCGAAUCUGGUGUGUUUCCUGAUUUAAUGAAGCAUAGUAAAGUAAUACCUUUAUUUAAAUCUGGUAGUACAUUAGACCCCGCCAAUUUUAGUACCUAUUUCUGUACUACCAACACUUAGUAAGAUUUUUGAAAAAAUUGUUCUUGAUCAAAUGUUACAUUUUUUUAAUAUAAAUAAUUUACUUCAUAAAAAUCAAUUUCACAAGGGGUCGCUCGACAACUGAUGCCGGUGUUGAGCUGAUUAAAUAUAUCUUUAAUGCAUGGGAGAAUUCACAGGAUGCUUUGGGUAUAUUUUGUGACCUAUCCAAGGCCUUCGAUUGUGUUCACCAUGAAACAUUAAUCAGGAAACUUCAACACUACGGUGUAAGAAGUGAUGCUCUUAAAUUAAUUAUUUCAUAUUUAAGUAAGAGAACGCAAAAAGUUGUCAUUAACAAUAUGAGCUCUUCCGGAUCGAUGGUACAAAUGAGCGUGCCUCAAGGCUCAAUUCUCGGCCCCUUUCUGUUUCUUGUAUACAUUAAUGACUUACCUUACAUAGUAGGGGAUAACCAUGAUAUAGUAUUAUUUGCAGAUGACACUUCUUUCAUUUUCAAAUUAAAUCGACAAUUACUAAAAUAUAACGAAGUAAAUAAUGCUAUAUCUAAAUUAGUAAAUUGGUUCAAUGUUAAUAAUUUGCAUUUAAAUGGCACUAAAACGAAAUGUAUGAAAUUUAUGACUCCAAAUGUCAAACAAUUAAAUACUAAUGUAAUUUUAAAUGGGGAGAAACUGAGUCUUGUAAAUACCACCAUUUUUCUUGGAAUCACACUAGACGCGAAGCUUCAAUGGAGCCCUCAUAUAUCAAAACUAGCAAGCAGACUUAGUUCUGCAGCAUAUGCCGUAAAAAAGAUUAGAAGUCUAACUAGUGUUGAAACAGCUAGACUAGUUUACUUUAGCUAUUUCCAUAGCAUAAUGUCGUAUGGUAUUUUGCUAUGGGGACACGCAGCUGACACUGAAAUUAUAUUUGUUUUACAGAAGAGGGCCAUAAGAGCAAUUUAUGAUUUAAAGCCUAAAGAGUCGCUGCGAUAAAAAUUUAAGGAAAUUAAUAUAUUACCUUUGGCCUCUCAAUACAUUUAUGAAAAUGUAAUGUACGUACACAAAAAUAAAAGUAGUUUUACAAAAAUAAGUGAUAUUCAUUCUGUAAAUACUAGGAACAGACACAAGCUAGUAGUACCAGUUACUCGACUCCAUCGAGUCAGUAAUUCAUUCUUGGGGCGAUGUAUACGCUUUUACAACAAAAUUCCAGAAAAUAUACAAAAUUUGACCUGCUCAAAGUUCAAAAACUUUAUUAAACUAAGUUUGUAUAAAAAGGGUUAUUAUAAUAUUAAUGAAUUUAUAGAUGAUAAUAACCCCUGGAAAUGAGGUGAUCGCUACCAAGCUAUUUCUAAUUUAUUGUGUUGUUAAUUUGUGUAACAUACAGUCAUGAUUGUAAGCUGUUAUUUAAAAAAAAAAAGUCCCGCUGGGUUUUUUUGCUGGUUCUUCCCAGGACAGAGGUUUUUUUUUCGAAUCAGUGGUAAUCAUACAAAAGAGUGACUUUCAAUAAGUAUUAUUUAUAAUCUAUAUUGAAUAAAAAAGUUUCUGUUUCUGUUUCUGUCAGGCAGAAGGCGGCUACCAGUUAAAAUGUUCGAAUCUUCUCGAAAUUACUUGGACCUUGCAGAACAAGUCGUCACCCAUUGCCCCAUUUCAUCACCGCAUGAAGUUCGAUUUGGAGUAUAUGGAUGAAUCGUAUAUUAAAGUAGUAACUCAAGCACACAAACAACUGUCUGAUCCAAUGCUUGACACAGAUGAGAGGACGUUAUUAUUGGCUAAAAUCAUCAGCACAUGCUUAGAAGCCCAGGGGCUGAAUCACAAUGUACAAGAGAGCACAGAAUCCGAGUCCGAGACAGUGAGGAUACAAAAAAGACGCACAAAUUUAGACAAAGAACAGGAAAUGCCGUUAUC
Parnassius mnemosyne (clouded apollo) is the source of this 4018-nucleotide messenger RNA. NCBI's taxonomy places the organism in Eukaryota, Metazoa, Arthropoda, Insecta, Lepidoptera, Papilionidae. The record is from the annotation of a GenBank genome assembly.